AGUAUUGCGGGUGCUACCCGAGGGAACGUACCCCGAGGUCACAUACGCCCUCGCUCACCCUUAGUGAACUGUUUUUGGUUCAUUUCACUUGCGACCAUGCAGAAAGCCUCACGCCUGAAGAGAGAACUGCACAUGUUAGCCAUAGAACCUCCCCCAGGCAUCACGUGCUGGCAAGAAAAGGACCGAGUAGAUGAUUUGCGAGCUCAAAUACUAGGUGCAGUCAACACACCAUAUGAGAAAGGUGUUUUCACACUGGCAGUUAUCAUUCCUGAGAGGUACCCAUUUGAACCACCACAGGUCCGAUUCCUGACUCCAAUUUAUCAUCCAAACAUUGAUUCUAGUGGAAGGAUUUGUCUAGAUAUUCUCAAAUUGCCACCAAAAGGUGCGUGGAGACCAUGCCUCAACAUCGCCACUGUACUGACCUCUAUUCAGCUGCUCAUGGCAGAGCCCAAUCCUGAUGACCCACUAAUGGCUGACAUUUCCUCAGAAUUUAAAUAUAACAAGAUAGCUUUUCUCAAGAAUGCCAGGCAGUGGACAGAGACUCAUGCAAGACAGAAACAAAAGGCUGAUGAAAAGGAGGUAGGCACCUCAUCAGAGUUUGGUGACUCUGAGGAAAGCAACUCCACGCGGAAAAGGAAGGCCAGGCCACUAGGAGGCACAGAAAAGAAGUUUCACCCUGAUGCCCAGAGAGUCUGUCCUGGUCCCUCUUAGUGCAGGCUGUGACAAGGUGGUCUCUCUUGCUUGCUUUUCUUGAAUGUUUCCCUUUGUGUUUGAUGACAUAAUGUUUGUAUCCUUAUAAAAGACCUUGUAUGUUUACGAAUUCUGCCAUGCAACUAUUCUUUAAGGAUGAUUUGUUUUAUUUAUCUUGUACAUAUGUAUUUUGAAAACUUUUAAACUUGAAAAAUAAAUAAUACUUAAUGUUAAGU
Molecule: messenger RNA, 926 nt
Organism: Acomys russatus (golden spiny mouse)
Lineage: Eukaryota; Metazoa; Chordata; Mammalia; Rodentia; Muridae
Gene: Ube2t
Product: ubiquitin conjugating enzyme E2 T
Exons: 7
Coding region: 97-711 (204 amino acids)
Source: RefSeq, a predicted model, not a curated record